CAUCAACUCGAGCAGCUUGCGUGUGCACUGCACUCUGGCUGCGCGCUUCGCCGGCGUGGCUGAGGGCACUCGGGCCGGAAUGAGCGGCAUGCGGGGAGGGGCUCCGCGGAAAGACGCACCAGCACGCCAGCCGAGCGUUCCUGCAUGGCAGCAGGAGCGGAGUCACCGUGACACGCGCGCGCAGCAGGCAACACCUCCUGCUGCGCGCCCGAUACGCCAGCCACACCCGCCGCUGGCCACGCUGCGGCGCAUUGCCAGAGCGUGAGGGCCGGCCGGUGCAUCUCUCUCCUCCAGACCACAUCCAUCCCGAGCAAGAGCGUCGUCCCCCAAGCAUGCAGUGCCCGCAGGACGCGGCCUUUGGCCCGUCGUCGACGUGCCGCACCUUCGACUUCACGCUGCGCUUCUCCAACCUCGUGCUGCUCCUCACGCCCUCCGUCGUGCUGCUGGCCGCGGCGCUGGUGCGCGUGCCGCUGCUGCUGCGCAAGCCCGACUUGGCGCCCGGCCGCGCGGAUUCCAUCGGCGCCGUGCGCACCGCCCUCGCUGCCGUCCAUGCCGUCUUCUCGCUCGCCGUGCUGGCGCUUGUGCUGCAGCGCGAUGCGCUCAAGGAGGCACUCGACGCGGACAGCAUCGUGCCGGGCGUCGCGCUCGCCUUCCUCGCGUCUCUCGCAAUCGUGCCCGGCUCCAUGCUUGAGCGCCGCAAGACGGCACGCGGCACAGCCUGGCUGCCCGUCUGGCUCUUCGCCUCCUGCCUCUUCGACGCCUCGCGCGUGCGCACCUUCUCGCGCGUGCCGGCAAUUGAGAGCUCGCCGCUCUUUGCGCUUGCCAUCGUCGGUCUGAUCUGCAAGGCAGGCAUGCUCGCGGCCGAGAACACGAGCGGCGUGCCGCGCGACGGCACCGCAGAGUCGCGCGCCAGCUUCCUCUCGCAACUGCUCUUCCUCUGGCUUUGGCCGACGAUCUGGCGCGGCUUCCGUGCUCCGCUGCAGCUGUCCGACCUCGACGACCUCUCGUUUGACUUCAAGGGCUCGCUGCUCGGGCGCCGCAUUGCGUCCGUCUGGCAGCCGGGCACCAAUCACGGCGCAACGCAACGCCGGCGCUCGUGGCGGCCGUGGCCGUCUGAGAAGACGAGCGCGCCGCAGGACUUCGAGAUGGACGAGCACGAAGCAGACACGCCAGAGCUGCGCUCCAACGCGAGCAUCGAUCCGCCUCGCGGCCUGCUCUGGGUCUGCGUGCUCUCCUUCCCGGGCGCAGUGCUGGCACCGGCAGUGCCGCGCCUCAUCAUGGUCGCUGCGACGCUAGCACAGCCGUAUCUGGUCAGCGCAACCCUGACAUUCGCCGAGAGCUUCCAAGAAGGCGCUGUGCCGCAGUCCACGUCAAAUGGCUGGGGCCUCGUGGGUGCAUACGCGCUCGUCUUCACCGUGCUGGCCUUUAGCACAGGCCAGUACUACUGGCUCUGCGCCAAGGCCAUCGUGAAGCUGCGCGGCGGCCUCAUCGAGCUGCUCUACGCCAAGAGCCUCAAGCUGCACGUCGAGGCGGCCAAGCGCUCGGGCGGCGGUGCGGCUGCCAAUCUCAUCUCCGUCGACCUCGAGCGCUUCGUCAAGAUUGUCGACCCUGUCCACAACCUCUGGUCCAGCGUCGUCAUCGUCGCAGUCGGCCUCUACAUCCUCUACUCGCAGAUCGGCGCCGUGUUCAUUGCCACGCUUCUCGCAAUCGCCUUCAACCUGGCGCUGACGCCUAUCGCCUCGUCGUGCGGCACGAACAUCACCGCGCUGCAGGGCAACUGGAGCGCCAAGACGGAUGCGCGAGUGAACCUGCUUGAGUCUGCCGUGCGCGAUGCCAAGGGCGUCAAGUUCGCGGCGUACGAGGAGGCCAUCGAGAAGAAGCUGCUCGCUGCCCGCGAUGAGGAGAUCACAUGCGCAAAGGGCUACCUCAAGCGCCUGCUGAUCGUCAUUACCUCGUCGAACUUCAACGUCGAGAUCAUGUCCCUAGCGACCUUCACGGCGCUCGGCAUCGUCGACCUGCUCUCCGGCUCGCGGCGCUUCACCCUCAACACCGUCUUCACGUCGCUCACGACGAUCGCCAUUCUCGAGGUGCCCCUCAUGCAGAUGGGCCAGCAGUACGCCAGCAUCAUCAGCGCCUACGCCAGCAUCAAGCGCAUCGAGGUCUUCCUCCGCGAGAAGGAGCGUCCCUCGGCGGCGGGCACAAACAUGCGUCCCGAGUCAGCCGCGUCGCUGAGCACCAGCCGUGAUCACAAGACGCGGCCUUCCGUCGACUCCAACACCUCGAUCGAAGUCGAGAGCGCCCCGGCCGCCACGUUCAAGGAGGCCACGAUCGGCUGGGCCGGCAAGCCUGUGCUCACCAACGUGGCACUGACGAUCCCGCGUGGUCGUCUCACCAUGGUCUGCGGACGCAUCGGCUCGGGCAAGAGCACGCUGCUGCUCGGCCUGCUCGGCGAGGCAGACGUGCUGAGCGGCGAGUCGCAGCUGCCGAUGCUUGCGCGUCCAGUCGCCUUCUGCGCGCAGGACAACUGGAUGAUGGAGGGCGCCUCGAUCCGCGACAACAUCUUGUUCGACGGGGCCUGGGACGCAGAGCGGUACCAGACUGCGCUGCGUGCGUGCUGCCUCGACGUCGACGUGCUGCAGCUUGCUCAGCGCGACCGCACACUGGCCAAGGCGCUCUCCGGAGGUCAACGCCAGCGUGUCUCACUGGCACGUGCACUGUAUGCUGACGCUGAGGCGUACGUGCUCGACGACGUCACGAGUGCGCUUGACGCAGAGACGGCGGCGGCGCUCUGGCGAAACCUCAUGGGCCCUCAGGGCCUCUUGCGCGGCAAGACCAUCGUCAUGGCUUCGAACGCUUUGCAUCUCCUGCCUUCUGCCGACUUCAUCGUGCGCCUCGAGGAAGGCAAGGUCGCCGAGUCUGGCCGCUUCGAGGACCUCUCGGUCAAGGGCAAGCAGGCGAUCUCGCGCGCUUCGAUCGACACAGAGCGGGCAACGGCAGGCGACGGCUCCAAGGCGCCCGCCAAGGCCGUCGCCGAGGAGCAGGAGGACGAGGUCGAGGCGAUGGAGAGCGGCAACGUGGCGUGGUCGGCGUACUACACCUGGUUCGGCGCAAUGGGCUGGCGCUGCGUGGCGCUCAUCGUCGUAGGCACGGUCUUCCACAAUGCCGCCAUCAUGGGCGUGCCCAUCUGGCUGCAGCAGUGGGCACGCGACAACGACGCGCAGCCCAACGUCAACUUGGCGCGCAACGCCUGCGUGUUGCUCGCUAUCAUCGCCGUGAUUGCGAUCGCCCUGCCCGUGCAGCUGUACGUUCUUUUCGUCACCGCCGUCGGCCGCGCCGGCCGGGCACUGCACGCUCGGCAGCUCCACUCUGUGCUGUACACGAGCAUGGCCUUCUUCUCGGCCAACCCGGCCGGACGCAUCAUCAACCGCUUCUCGCAGGACCUCUUCACCGUCGACUGGGAGCUCGGCAUCGCUGUUGGCAACUUCAUGAGCUGCUCCGCUCAGCUCCUGGGCUACGUCAUCAUCCUCUGCGUUCCCGCGCCAUACCUCGUCGCCGUGUUCGCUGGCUUGACGGCCUUCUACUACGCUCUGCAGCGGCUGUACAUGCCAGCCUCGCGGCAGCUGCGGCGCCUCGAGAUGGCGUGCAAGUCACCGCUCAUCACUAGUCUCGCCGAGGCGUCCUCCGAGUCUGGCCUCGCCACUGUGCGCGCACUGGGCCGUGAGCGCAAGCUCAGGGCGAUCAUGACAACGCGCCUCGAUUCGUCGCAGAAGCCAUACCUGGCGCUGUGGGCCGUCCGACACUGGCUGAGAACGUACCUGAAUCUCAUCAGCGGCAUCGUCAACUGCGCGCUCGUGAUCCUCGUGGUGGUGCUGCGCCAGUCAACCUCGAUCGGCAUUCUCGCCGUCGCCCUCGUGCAGGCCACGCAGCUGCCGACCAUCUUGAACCAAGUCCUGCUCUCGUGGACCGACGUCGAGAUCCUCAGCAUCGCGCUCGAGCGCAUCCACGGCUACUCGAUCCUCGAGCCCGAGGAGAGCCCUGCCAAGGCGGCGCGUGCGCAUCUCAAGCCGGAGGAGCUGCGCGGCAACAUCUCGGUGCGCGACCUCACCGUCUCAUACACGCCCGAGGCAGCACCUGCCAUUCAGGGCCUGAGCUUCGAGGUGGCGGCGGGCACGCGGCUCGGCGUCGUCGGUCGUUCGGGCAGCGGCAAGAGCACGCUGCUGCUGGCGCUCUUCCGCAUGCUCGAGGCGCAGAGGCCCGGCUCCGUGCUGCUCGACGGCACGCCGAUCGACGAGCUCAACGUGCACUCGCUGCGCUCGUGCCUGAGCAUCAUCCCGCAGCAGCCGCUCAUCCUCGCCGCCUCGGUGCGCGACAACCUCGACCCCGACGGCGAGCGCGCGGAUCCGCAGCUGUGGGAUGCGCUCGUCAAGACGAAGCUCGACGGCUUCGUGCGCGCCCUGCCGCAGGGCCUCGACACGAUGCUCCUCUCUGCCGAGGGCACGCUGAGUGCGGGCCAGAAGCAGCUCUUCUCGCUUGCGCGUGCGGUGCUUCGGCAACGUAAGGUGCUCGUGCUGGAUGAGGCCACCUCGUCGCUGGACCACCAGACCGACGUCGAGUUCCAGGAGUGCCUGCGGGACCACUUCGACGGCGUCACGAUCAUCGCCGUGGCGCACCGCAUCGUCACGGUGCGCCACUUCGACCGCAUCCUCGUGAUGGCCAACGGCCGUGCGCUCGAGUAUGAUGCGCCCGAUGCCCUGAUGGCCCGUCCGGACAGCGCCUUCCGCGCGCUCGCCGUGGAGCAGCGUGUCGCCUGAGUCCGCACUCUGCCUUAUCGCUCUGUAUCGCUCGUGUCCGCAAUCGCACCUCUUGUCACCUCACGUCAGACGUGCCUCAGGCGCGGGAAGAAGCAGUCAUCGCAUUGCCUCACGGGCCGAGGCCCGCCGGAGCGGACAGGGAGCGAGAGAGGAGCAGCGGACGACACGCUUCAG
Molecule: messenger RNA, 4985 nt
Organism: Tilletiopsis washingtonensis
Lineage: Eukaryota; Fungi; Basidiomycota; Exobasidiomycetes; Entylomatales
Product: P-loop containing nucleoside triphosphate hydrolase protein
Exons: 12
Coding region: 333-4811 (1492 amino acids)
Biological process (GO): transmembrane transport
Cellular component (GO): membrane
Molecular function (GO): ATP binding; ABC-type transporter activity; ATP hydrolysis activity
Source: RefSeq, a predicted model, not a curated record